AUGAGUGAUGAAUUUUAUUAUCAGCUACAUCAUCGAUGUGAUUUGAACCUAUUGGAAUUAGAUAAUGAGUUAUUGGAAAAUUUGAAAUUUCCUCAAAUAAAUGAUGAAUUUGGUAUCAUUUACCGACGUAAUCCAUAUUACUACAAGAAAGUGAUCAAGAUUCUUAUUGAUCAAAUGGAAAAAUGUGAUACGAUUGAUGAAGAAAUUGGUGAAUGGUUAUACGAAGAAUAUGUCAAAUUGAUUAGUGAAGAUACAAAAGUGAAACAAGCAUUAAACCCUACAUUCAAAGAUAUAGUACGAUACGAGUUUGGCAAUGAGAGAUUGAAAAUAGAAAUGGAGGAAACGCCAAAUGUGAUUAGUGGUAAUGGAACCACUGGAUUACGGACAUGGGAAGCUGCAUUGUAUAUGAUAUUAUAUCUUUUAGAACACCCUGUACGGGGGAAUGUUGUUGAGAUUGGUGCCGGUACUGGGAUGGUCAGUAUUGGUAUAAUGAAGAUGCAGGGCCAAAAUAUAUCCAGUGUUUUAGUGACUGAUGGUGAUGAGUAUGUGGCAAAUAAACAAUUACCCAAGAAUUUCCAAUUGAAUGGUAUUGUUGAUGAUACAAGAGUGAAGUUCCAAAAGAUCCGCUGGAACGAGGAUCAUCUGGUGAACGGUGAUGGUCCAAAUGUAGAUUAUUUAGUGGGUGCUGAUGUAACAUAUGAUGUGAGUGUCCUUGAUGAUUUAGUUUGUUGUAUAGAGGAGAUCAUGGCCGAAGGAGUCCGAGAAUGUUUAAUUAGUGCGACGCGCCGUAAUCCGGAAACUUUAUUAGAAUUCGAACGGUUGUUAGUGGCAAAUGGAUUGCAAUGGGAAGUGGUCAGUGAUAGUACAAUGGACUGUCCAGAGUUACAAGCAUUAUUGAAUCGCCCGAUGAUUGGACCAAUCUUGAUAUAUAGUAUUACAAAACAAGAAUAG
Molecule: messenger RNA, 951 nt
Organism: Henningerozyma blattae CBS 6284
Lineage: Eukaryota; Fungi; Ascomycota; Saccharomycetes; Saccharomycetales; Saccharomycetaceae
Gene: EFM3
Product: protein-lysine N-methyltransferase
Exons: 1
Coding region: 1-951 (316 amino acids)
Source: RefSeq, a predicted model, not a curated record